AUGUCGUGGCCUGUCGGUCCUUCGGUUGAUGAGUUUUGUCGUGAUACUGGUGAUGAUUCUGCGCAACAACAUAGUGAUGGCGUGUCUGCCGAUCGUGAUGGAGUAGGAGGGGGCGCUCAUGCACGUGAUGUUCACGCUGACGGCGCUUCGAACGAUGAACCUGAAGAGCCCCACGACCCGUGGGCCUCGGCAGCCUGGAGUGGAGGUCAGGAUUCCUGGCGGGGACACUCCGGAUGGGAAGAGCGGGACCAGUGGAAGUCUUGGGAAGACCACCACUGGCACCAAGGUGCGCAAGGAUGGCAGGACCGCCGCAACAGCUACGGCGGCACUUGGGGUUCUACGUCUACGGGGUCUGUCUCGGCCCAAGGACCGCCUUCUUGGGACCCAGAUCCUCAAGAGUCUGCUCGUGAGGCAUGGAGAUCUCGCGGAGGCAAUGCUAUGCCCGGUGGAUGGCAGCCUCAGAAGCUCGGACAUGAUCUGACCGGCCCUCCAAGGACUUCAGAAGUUCCCCGUGGCCCUUCCGAGAAGAUGGUCGUCCCCAGUUUCUCUGGGGCUGUGGAAAGCGGCUCCGAAGACAUCGGAGCCAGUGCUCGGUCUUACAUGCGGCAAAUCGCCGCCUGGAGGCGGAUGACUCGUAUUGAGCCGUCCCGCCAAGCCCUCACUUUGUACCAGCACCUGAGCGGCAAGGCCUGGAUCGACGCGGAGCGCUUGGACGUCGACAAGCUCGCCGGUGACGACGGCAUGGAGUACUUCCUUGGUUGGGUGACUGACAGGUACUUAGAUGUACAAGUCACCCAGGUCGGCCGCUCCCUCGGUGACUUCUUCAGGCGACUCCGUCGCCAGCAAGGACAGAGCAUCCGCGAUUACAUGAGUGACUUCGACAGAGCCUUGGCGAGGCUUCAAGAAUGCGGAUGCCAUCUCCCCGACAUUGCCAGUGCCUGGGUGUUCGUCGACCGGAUGACUCUUGACGAAAGUCAAGAGUUAAAUCUCCUGGCCUCCGUCCAGAACGAGUACAACCUGAAAAGGCUUCAGCAGGCGGCCAUCGUCCAGGACCGCAAUCUCCGUAAGCCCUGGGAAGCCAAGGGAGCCCAGCCUCAAAGACCGGACCGAGGUUUGAAGUGGUGGGGCCGCAAGCCCCAACAGGCCAACCUCGCCGAGGAUGGCUUCGACGACAUCGACGACUACGGCGACGGCUACCAGGACGCUCAAUCGGAGGGUGUCCCAGAACAUGUCGCGGAGGAGCUCUACACCUCGUACAUGGCACACGAGUCCGCCAAGCAGAGAUACAAGGAGAUCUCGAAGUUGAGAGGAAGCGACCCGGAAGGAAUGAAGCAGCUGGCGGCAGACCGCCUGAAACAGGCAAAGGCGAAAAGCUUCUGCGCCGGGUGCCGCAGAAAGGGGCAUUGGCACUUGGACCCGGAAUGCCCUCUGAACCAACCUGGGGGCGGUUCCGGCAAUGCUGGUGCGAAUCCUGGCGGCUCCUCACGCCCUACCGGACCUACUGCGGCGGCUACGAGGAAGGACGAUGAUCCCAAGGUGAAGAGCAACUACCCGUGCCAGCUCGUGUACGUGACUUGGGACCUCGAUGAGAAGGUCCCCACCUCGAAUCUGACGGCGAUCACCGACACUGCCUGCAGCCGUUCUGUUGCGGGCAUUCCGUGGGUGGAAAAGUAUAUGGCCGAGGCAAAGAGAGUUGGGUACCUCCCGCAGGUGGUGGACUGCAAGGACUCCUAUAAGUUCGGCGCCUCGCGCAUUUUCGACUCCACCUACGCCGUCGUUGUCAGCUUUACGGUUGGUGAGAGUAUCAUCCUCCUUCGUGUCGCUGUUGUGAACGGAGACCUUCCACUUCUGGUCUCACGCCCGGCCCUGGCCCAGAUGGGUAUGGUCAUGGACGUGGAGGAGAACUCCGCGUGCUUCAAAAGGCUGAAUGUGCGGGACUUGAAGCUUCUCUCGACGGAGACUGGCCACCCGGCGCUACCUGUGCGCCCUUUUUGUGUCUCUGCCGCAACCAUCAAGAGUUGCGACUGGAAGGAGCGCGAGCUGUUGAUUGUUCCGAAGACGCAGCAAUACACGGCUUACAUGGUUAGUGCCGGGGUUCAUGUUGGAGAGUGUGAGGGUGAUGUCUGUCACGUUGGUCCACCCCCGCUUCUCCCAGGCCUUUCUUUCGAGGACUCCAGAGGCCCAGAAGCUGUACCAGGCCCCAAGGUGUUCUACCCGAAGAAGAUCAGCAUUGAAGCCUACAACCUCCUCACAUCUGAUAAAGUGAACCCCUCAAGCUUUAUGGCGUGGUGGGAGAGAAGUGCGAUUUCAAACGACUUUUGGAUUGAGGACGAGUUUCAGCUUCAUCGGAUACAUGUUGUCCCUAGGAGGUCGUUCUUUGAUCCCAGUGGAUGGUCGACGUCGAAUGUUGAACAGAAGUCUGCUCUUCUCAAUGUCCUCGGCGAGAGUUUCCUGAAGUGCACGAUCAGUGGCAGAGCCUUGGAAGCAAAUCUUCAUUCCCGAUGUUGUGGGUCGGAAGAACUUCUUUUGGUAGAGCCUUCAAGCCCUCCUGUUCUUCUUGCUCGCCCCCUGAUGGCCUCACGGUCCUCGCUUCUGACGGCGCCUGCGGUGACCAAGCAGAAGGGGCUAUGGGAUCUCCGUCGGGACGAGCUACUGAUGGAAGCCGAGGCGAGAGGACUCACCAUCCACGAGAAGUGGACGGUACCGGAGAUCCGUUCGAUCAUCCAGGAGGACAUGAAGCGCGGCGCCCCCGCGACGGAGGUCGUGACUGGAGAGACGGUGCCGCUGACCAAGAUGACGAUCAAGGACCUCGAGAAUGCGCUCGAGGCCUCGGGGAUAGCGAUUCCGGAGAAGGCCAACAAAGGGAUGUUGAUGCGAAUGCUACGAGACCAAGGAGGACGAGGACCCCAGACGGUGCUCGCCUUCGGGAGGUUCAAGGGGCGGAUGUACCAGGAGACCCCGAUCUCGUACCGGCGCUGGGCUGUUCAGGAGGUGUCCGAGAACGACGGGGCCCAGGAGGACUUGAAGAUGUUCGCGGCAUGGGCGAGCCGAGCUCUGGAGGUCACGGACGGCUAUGCGAGCAGCUCGGUUCCUCCCCCUUAUGUGGACUCGGAACACUCGGCGAGGAUCCCCUACAACCCGGAGUCCUUCGGCGGCAGCUCAUGGGAUGUGGUCCCGACGAGGAGCACGGCUACUACCCGGACGUCCACGAGACCCAAGGCCAGACCGACCCGGACGGAGAACGAAGUGAUCGAGCAGCGCAUCCAGGCGCAGCGGCGCCAGGCCCCGCCAUCGUCUCUUGGAAGCCACAUGGACCAGGAGAUCGACCCCCAGGUCAUGGACGAGAUUCAGUACCUCCAGGCGCGGCUGGCGCACCACGAGAUGAUCUUCCUGGCUCCUUCGAUGCUACCAUCUCCGACACUGGCCUUUUCUAUGAAGCUGGGAGGAACCAGCCCACGGAGCCAACCAACAGUUUUGAUGCCGACGGAGCUCGGCGCAAAGGCCAUUUUGGCGGGUCUCCCGGAGACCAAUGCAGACCUAAUUCAUUUUCUGAAGUUCGAGCACCUCAUCUGCUUUGUCAAGGAGAUCCUGUCGGAAGACCUUCUGUACUACCUGAACCUCUUCAACCACGAGAUCAUCCUGAAUCCUUUCCUCGCGCUUCGGGUCCUGGUUACCAGAACACCAGCGGAACCCAUUGCAAUCCUGGCGGACUUCCUGGUGAUCCCUUGUCUUCGGCACUACCUGUACCAGGUGAUCCAGUUCCUGGUGACCAGAACACCAGUGGAACCCGUUGCAAUCCUGGCGGACUUCCUGGCGAUCUGUCUUGUGAGUCUCAACCGUCGGGGUCACCUUUGA
Symbiodinium sp. CCMP2592 is the source of this 3855-nucleotide messenger RNA. The record is from the annotation of a GenBank genome assembly. NCBI's taxonomy places the organism in Eukaryota, Dinophyceae, Suessiales, Symbiodiniaceae.